Molecule: messenger RNA, 726 nt
Organism: Aspergillus clavatus NRRL 1
Lineage: Eukaryota; Fungi; Ascomycota; Eurotiomycetes; Eurotiales; Aspergillaceae
Product: 66S preribosome component NOP16
Exons: 2
Coding region: 1-726 (241 amino acids)
Biological process (GO): ribosomal large subunit biogenesis
Cellular component (GO): nucleolus
Source: RefSeq, a predicted model, not a curated record
AUGGGUCGCGUUCUGCAGAAAAAGAAGAAUCGCUCUUCGGCGCCGAAGCAGAAGCCCAAGAGAUCCGGACAGCUGAAGAGCGGCAAGAAGAAGAUCAACGUGCUGGGCAAUGCCAUUAUCGCUGAAAACUGGGACCGGAAAUUGACCCUGACCCAAAACUACUGCCGUCUGGGACUCGUGCAUCGCCUCAAUGCUCCCUCUGGAGGCAGUGAAAAACGUGUGACCAAAGAUGGUAGCAUCGAGGAAGUCCCCGAGGACUCAUUGCACAUCAAGGGCAGCGCCACGGCUUCCGCGAAGCAGGCUGCUAUGGGAGAGACAAGGGUAGAACGCGACCCGGAGACCGGCAAGAUUAUUCGUGUGAUCCACGACGAUGACGAGAUUGUGGUCGGCGGCCGCAAGCUGAAGAAAUCGAACCCGCUCAACGACCCCCUGAACGAUCUAUCAGACGACGAAUCUGCCGGAAUACAAUCGCAACCACGAUCCAAGUCUACUAGUGCGAUUGUUCAACAGCUCGAGCGCCAGGCUGACCAGGAAGGACAGGCGGUCAAAUCGAAGAAGCCCCGCCACCAGAGCAAGCGGGAAGAGGAAUGGAUCACGAGACUGAUCGAACGCCAUGGGGAAAACUAUAGCGCCAUGGCUCGCGAUAGAAAGCUGAACCCGAUGCAGCAGAGCGAGGGGGAUUUGAAGCGGAGGAUUCGCAAGUGGAAGGCUAGCCACUCCGCAUGA